Mercenaria mercenaria is the source of this 3481-nucleotide messenger RNA. RefSeq lists its product as uncharacterized. Gene Ontology annotation, molecular function: oxidoreductase activity. The record is from RefSeq and is a predicted model, not a curated record. Bases 1664 to 3478 code for a protein of 604 amino acids. Lineage: Eukaryota; Metazoa; Mollusca; Bivalvia; Venerida; Veneridae. The transcript is spliced from 2 exons.
UCUGCUUUUAAUACUUGUUUCAUUGUGUACGAUGCUACCAGUAGGAAAUGGUCAGAUUGUAGAAGCAGAUAUGCCAGUAGAGCUGAUAGAAUGUUUCCAGUUGCUACGCAAUAAAACUGGUGACGUCAGUCAGACGUAUGAAACAAACGAAGACGUCUAUAUUCAAUGUCUAAAAGAGUUUCUAUGGAAAGAAGGAAGCGUACAAUGGAACAACUUCAACAUAACUGAGAAGGACAAAGGAUACAUAAAUUCAGUCAUUGGUUCGCUUGUCCGCCGCGGUAGGCAAAAGCGUUAUGCUGGACCAGCUAAUGGAACAUUUCCAAGGACUGGAUUCAGAAUCAGACGAGAAUAUCGAAGAAUCUCCGAUGGGGAAAGAUUUGCAUUCCACAGUGCCAUUAACCAGAUGAAAACAGUAAUUGUUGGAUUUUAUACGCAUCUGGCCUUUUUGCAUAUUUUGAUCCAGAUCAUUUUCUCUAAAAUUUAGCAAACUUGUUUAUUUAACUGAAGUACGAAAAUGAGUUUGGUCGGCAAUAUGUGUCUAUGAUUGUUCAAAUAGUUGAAGUCGAAGUUGUUAAAAAAAUCUCAUUUUUACAUAUUUUGCUAAUAGAUAUAUCUUUGACUUACAUACCACUCGAUAAAAUAGUUUAUAUUUUCUGAUUAAAGAACUUAUUUUCCUUUCGGUUAACUGUGCAAAAUACACAGCAUGGAUAGAAUUUACGAUUAUUCCUUUAAACCUUAUUUAAAGUUGUUCCGGUUCCCUAAAGUAAUAUAUUAUGUACGCCUUUCGAGAAUUUAAUACCUGCUAUUUUACGCAUAAGCCAUAUAUCUUAAGCUCAAGCCAUAAAAUUCUAAUUUGAUUCUUAAUUAUUCCUGCAAUUCUAUGUGUUAUUUUUACAUCCAUUUAGACAGGACAAUAUGAUAUGUAUGCCAACUUGCACCAGGGAAUCGUCAUAACUUCAGCUCAUGGUGGACCAAAUUUUCUUGGCUGGCACAGGGUCUAUCUUGCUUUGUAUGUAUUUAUAUUGUACUUCGUAAGUUAAUACGAAAAUCGCCUUGUCCGAAACCAAAACUGUAUAAUAUCAUAAUAUUAUACUGACAACCAUUGUUGCAUUUUUAUCUGAUUAUAACUAUCCUAUUAAUAACAUGUUUGUCCAGCAAUGAACAUAUUUCAAAACUUAAACAAUUUACUUGUUAGAAUAGGUAAUGAAAAAAUUGCUUUUAAGCAAAACAAUCUUAAAUAAAUUCAUGGUUUAAUCUAGUGGAACUGUGAACAGUAAUUACGUUUUAUCCGUAUGUAUUUUCGGCAUUUCCCGUUUGUCACCGAAGCUAUUGCUGAAAUGAUCUAUAUUUAAGGCCGAAGGUUGCCGAAAUAACAGACGAGAAUACAAACUCGCGCGGAAAUUGCCGAGUGCAUUUCAGGUCCAAUCUAGUCUAGAGUUUAGAACUGAACUCGUAAAGUGACGACAAAACUGUUUUAUUCAGCUGUCUUAGGCAAUUGACCCUCUAUGUAAAAUGCAUUUAUUAUAUGUCUUGCUGAAACUUGUAGCAUAGUUACUAUGUAUUAUACAUCUAAUAAAUGUCUCGCUGGAACGUGUAAUACAGUAAUUUAAAAAAACAACAACAUUUAUUGUAUGUCACACUUGAAUGUUGCUAAUGUGUAAUUAUGAGUGUUACUUUCAGAGUUGAAGAAGAUUUGCGCAUGAUAAAUCCUAUGAUAUCCCUACCAUAUUGGGAUUCGACCCUUGACUUCGAUAUGGUGGAACCCGUUGAGUCAAUUAUCUGGACAGAGACGUUUCUUGGCAACGGUAAUGGGUUUGUCACAACUGGUCCCUUUGCUAACUGGGCGGCGGCAGGUGGGCAAUUAACUAGAAAUAUAGGUGGUGAAAGUUGUCUAUUUUCGAAGGAGAUUAUCAGAAGAAUACUUACCAGAUGUCGUGUAAGAGACAUAACAUAUCCUACAGCAAUGGAAGAGUUUAACUUAGAACAUUUCCACGGUGGUCCACAUAAUUGGGUUGGUGGUCAACUGUCUGGUUUAAAUACAGCGGCACAUGACCCUGUGUUUUUCUUACUCCACGCAUAUGUCGAUUACGUAUGGGAGCUAUUUCGAAGUAGACAAGCGACAUUUUGUGGAGUAAAUCCAUCUACUGAUUACCCCCCUACUUUGGGUCACCACGCUGCAGAACGGCCAAUGGAUGGAUUUCCCCAGUAUCGAAAUAUUGACGGAUACCGCAGCUACUGGACACAGUUCUGGUACCAGUACGAGCGUUCUCCUUCCUGUUCUAUGUGGCAACCUUUCUGCGCAAGUCCAUAUUUGCGAUGUGAUUUGGCACGCCAGCGAUGUAUAUCAGUGGCAAGAAUGGGACCUGCUCCUAUGGCAAGAGGUUUUGCAGCUGCUGGUGGGGCUGCUUCAGCGGCCUCACCUAGCUCUAUGGCAUCAGUAAUGCAGGCUCGUUCUCAGGAAUCAACAAUAGCAAUCGGUCCACGGUUCAGAGCACCACCUUCGGAGCCAAGAACACAGGCUGCUAGAAUCGGAAUGGCGCCCGGCAGAAUGAGACGAUCUGUCAAGAAAACAUUAGAUACAAGAAGCAAUAAAUCCGGAAAUGAAAAAACGUCCAACUUUCCAACACUUGGAUCAAUAUUUAAAGCAUCAGCAUCUGCCAACCGCACUAGAGGCUAUCAUAAUGGAGCAUUUACUGGAGGUGUCAUUGGGAUAUAUCAAGAUUUGACAAGAUCCGCAGCUAUGAAUGAAUCCCAAUUUCUAGGCUCUGAGUAUAUGCAGCUACUCCCUAUGCCAUAUUAUCACGAGACGCCUUUAACCGACCUGUUGAGGCCGCCCGUCAAAAACACAUUUGUCCUCAAUGGACAUGUCGAUGUUGCACAGUGGGCGUUUAUCCCCGUUAGAGUUAUAUAUACUAGUGCCUCUGAAAAUCCACUCUCACAUUUCCUAAGAAGCAGGCAUGAAUAUUCAAAACACCAGUUUAAACAGUCAUCAAAUACAACCGAAAUAUCGUCAAUAAGUCAGAGAUGUAUUCAAGACGAAUCUGGUGCAAUGCAAGUCAGAAUACAGUCCAACGGGCUAAAUUAUAAUGGAGACUACUCCGGUUAUGCCCUAAUUGACCGCCAUUUACCGGUUGACUCUGCUACUACAUAUAUUGGUAUAAAAUCUCCGGAAGUAGAGCAUACCGAAGUCAUCUUGUCUGCCGUUCACUCGUGUGGUCUCAUGUGCCGAGCUCAUUGUCAUAUACCUGAAUCAGUACCGGCUGCAUUUAAACCAUGUUCAGGAGUUUUGAAAAUAUCAAACAACGAUCCAAACGUGUACGGGCGCACGUAUGAGGAGGCAGUGUCUCGUGUUUGGCAAGGAAUACUUUCUGGUGGAGGGGUCCAGAAUGAAAACAUAAGACUUGUCUUUGAUUGCUCCAAUGUUGAUAAGUCAUCAUGGUUUUCAGAUAAUGCGUCAUCCAAUGACACAAUGUUCUGACUU